CGCCCACUGGAUCACAUGAUCAUCGUCUUCUUGUCUUCAAGCCGGCAGGAUGAGGUUCCGAUUCUGUGGAGAUUUAGACUGCCCAGAUUGGGUGCUGGCUGAAAUCAGCACUUUAGCCAAAUUGUCCUCUGUGAAGAUGAAGCUACUGUGUGUCCAGGUUCUAAAAGACCUUCUGGGAGAAGGGAUUGAUUACGACAAGGUGACAAAGCUGACUUCAGAUGCCAAGUUUGAAAGUGGUGAUAUUAAGGCCAGUGUUGCUGUUCUGAGUUUCAUCCUUUCCAGUGCUGGCAAGCAUAACGUUGACAGUGAGUCCCUGUCUAGUGAACUCCAGCAGCUUGGGCUGCCUAAAGAGCACACCACAGGACUAUGCAAGUCAUACGAGGACAAGCAGACCGUGCUGCAAGAGAAGCUAAGGGAGAGCAGCCUUCGAUUGAGCCGGCUGGAGUCUGUCUCGUGGCGGGUGGAUUACACUCUGAGCUCCAGUGAGCUCCGGGAAGUAAAUGAGCCCACAGUGCUACUGCGCUUCCAGGUUAAUGGACCUGACCCAGCUUCAAAGGAGCCCAUCGUCGCUUCUCUCACUGCUGACAAGUUUCGAGUUCUAUUGACAGAGCUCAAGCAAGCACAAGUCAUGAUGAAUGCACUGAACUAAAGAAUUCCCAUGUUUAGAUUUUCCCAUUUUUUAUACAUGUAAAUUAACAUUGAAUACACCGGUGGCUGCUGUUGGAAAGAUGAAUCUGUGUAAUUCUAACGAGGAUCUGAAGAACAGUUUGUUAACCACUGCAAGUAGAAUGAUGAUGUGAACUCAGUCAGGCUUGCAACAAUCACUUCAGGAUGACAGAAGAGCAGAGGGACCUAUCCUUGUUAGGACAGUAAAGUGGAUCUUUUCUAUUGAGUCUGUGUGUGUUAACCACUCAUAGUGGAGUGUGGAGAAUGAUCAGCUUGAAUAGGAGACUAUGAAAUCGCCUACAAUGAGAAAUCACUUUUUACUUUUAAAAUAUUGUAGAGAUAAACAUUUUAGAAAACCUGAGAACUCCUGUUGUAAAGAUCCCAAAAACCAGGUGUAUGUGAAUCUUAUAAUUAAGGAAGAGGGAUAUCAUUUUUGUUGGUGUCUGUAGCUGCAUGCUGAUCUUUGCCUAGCCAAUGCUUUAAUAUAAUGUUCAGGUUUGAACACCACAGUGGCAGGCCAGCUAACCCAAAACCCACACCACAAAAGCAGUCCUGUUAGGGCUGUCUCAAUAAUAUAACAGCACAAAAACAGGUUAUAAAUCACAAUAGUUACAUAACAUACAAAUGUUAUAAAUCUCAAUCGUUGUCUUGUUUUUUUGUUUUUUUUUUACAUUUAUUUUUCCACACCUUUUAAUAAAGACUUUGCAUAUG
Molecule: messenger RNA, 1377 nt
Organism: Polyodon spathula (Mississippi paddlefish)
Lineage: Eukaryota; Metazoa; Chordata; Actinopteri; Acipenseriformes; Polyodontidae
Gene: commd4
Product: COMM domain containing 4
Exons: 8
Coding region: 50-649 (199 amino acids)
Source: RefSeq, a predicted model, not a curated record